Messenger RNA from Cladocopium goreaui, 1662 nucleotides. Lineage: Eukaryota; Dinophyceae; Suessiales; Symbiodiniaceae. The record is from the annotation of a GenBank genome assembly.
AUGGCGCACGGGUUUAGCCAAGCUGUGAUUGCUGAAGCCAUACGAAAUGCAGACCCGGCUGCGCAGAUUUCAGAUGGUUUGGUUGUGCAUCUGGCAGCUGAGCUGCAACCUCUCUUCUCGACCAGAGUUGCUGCCUACGGUAGAGAAACUUGUGCCCAAGAGUUGCUCCCCUUGCCUCGGAGCUGUUCUGCGUGCAAAACCCGGCUAGCUGAAUGCAGAGGUUCUGCCACGCCUGCGGCAGUGAUAGACCUUUGUGGAGUCGUUGAAAAGCUGCAUGUUCCACUGCGGUGUAGAAAGCCUUCAUGCCCGGAGUUUGGGGUGCUUCCUUGGUACAACUACUGCGUACGCAAAGGCAAGCAUGUGUUCCAGGGAGAGCUGCCACUCUUGCAAUGUUUCAUGCUAUCCUCGAGCUUUGGUUUUAGUAUCCCUUGGCUGCGCCAGUUCCCCCUGCGUUUGGUGCGUCAGCACGCAUCAUUCACGAGUGAAGCCGACGUACUGACGGCGCAAGCUGCCACCAAUUCGCAGCUGCAUCGUCUCCCCACUUCACGCUUGCGGCUGCUGAUCAGCCAGGGAUGGUUCACCUGGCGCUUGCUGACGCGUGGGCUUGAAGCCGGCUUGGAUUUGUCUGUGGUAGAUUUUCAAUCUCCCAUGGAGGACACGGCGUGCAGGUUCUUGGGUCCAUUGCAAGCAGCAUUCAGCCGGAAGGCCGUGGAAGGUGCUCAGCGUGCCAAAAUGCGGUGCGAUGUUAUUGUUUUAGAUGGCAAUGCAAAGAACCGGAGGGCAGUCUGCGAUGUUGAGAUUCUACAACACAAGUCUAUCAAUGAUGGGCAGCAACUGAUGGUUUUGCUCCAGGAAACGACCGAACCUCGCAGGGAGGCUUGGGUCUUGGAUUCCGCCGUGCCAGACACUGUCUUGAGCAAGUACUUGCGGCAAGUUGGGGCGGAGAAGCUGAAACUUCGCAAGCGUACUCAUGAACCCCAACCUUCAGACACUGCAGGGCCUUCUCCCGCACCGCCGCUGUUGCAGGCGCAGGUUGAACCCGUGGCAGAGCUUGAGCAAUGUUCAGAUCCAGCGGAUUUAGCGUCUGUUGCAUGUUCAACGCACAAGGAAAGCAGUACUGCCCAGAGGCAACUUGCCAAGUCAGCGGGCAUGCUUUGCGUAUGCUUGUCCGAGGGCCUUAUUUUGCACAUGCAAGAGAUUUAUGGCUGCGAGUCUCUGAGCCAGCGCUACUUCUGCGUCGCUGCUGUCAAAGCUUUGCUGCCGACCGUGACGACAGUGGUGCACGAUGAUGCGUGCCACUUGCACAAGUAUUGCGCGCGUCGAGCAGCGCACUCUCAAGCUGCGGCGCAGUUGUCGCCACCUCACAUGACCUUUGUCUGCGACAAGUUCCACAUGGCAGGCCACACGGAUGCUUGGUGCAAGCAAACAUGUGACCCGGAGCUCCCGUCCAACUCCGCUCUUCUCGCUGGUGUCAGGACUUCAGUUUGCGAGUUCACCUUCACAUGGCUCAGCAAAUACAAGCACCAAACCAAGCACAUGAACGAAUACGGUUUUCAGUUCUUCUUGCUCGACAUGGCGUGGAGCCACAAUGAAAUCAUUUUGCAGGGAGGCUACAGGCCGGAGGAGGUAGCUGGCUCUUUGGAUGCUGAGGAUGUUGCGUAG